AUCAGGCUGACCUGGUCCCCGGUGGGUGCCCUGCGGAGGAGCAGCGCCCACAGCAGCACCCAACACAGCUUGCAAACGUUCUGUGUACUAUAUUAAGUGAAGUGAUUCAAAAUGCCCCUCAAUGAUGACCAGAACAGUGAUUUUGAUUCUUCAAGGCUAUCUGAAAGCACAGCUUCUUCCAGUGACUCUGAAUAUUCAAGGCAAAGUUUUACUAGUGACUCUUCAAGCAAACCCAGCUCCCCAGCUUCAACAAGCCCUCCAAAAACUGUUACAUUUGAUGAAUUGAUGGCUGCUGCAAGAAACUUGUCAAAUUUGACUCUAGCUCACGAAAUUGCUGUAAAUGAAAACUUUCACAUGGAACACGUAGACCUCCCACAGAACAGUUUGGAGGGCAGAGUGAAACAAAUUGUACAUAAGGCAUUCUGGGAUCAUUUGGAGUCAGAACUGAAUGAAGAUCCUCCAGAAUAUUAUCAUGCUAUCAAACUCUUCGAAGAAAUUAAGGAGACUCUUCUUUCCUUUUUGACUCCUGGAGCAAACAGGAUUCGAAACCAAAUCUGUGAAGUCCUGGAUGCAGAUCUUAUAAGACAGCAGGCUGAGCAUGAUGCUGUUGACGUUCUUGGGCUAGCUAACUAUGUCAUCAUCACUAUGGGGAAAUUAUGUGCUCCAAUAAGAGAUGACGAUAUAAAACAGUUAAAAGCAACUGGCAAUAUUGUAGAAUUGUUGAGACAAAUAUUCCAUGUUCUGGACCUCAUGAAAAUGGACAUGGUUAAUUAUACUAUUCAAAACAUUAGACCACAGCUUCAGCGUAACUUGGUGGACUAUGAAAGAACAAAAUUCCAAGAAAUUCUUGAAGAAACACCAAGUGCUCUGGAUCUAACAACAGAGUGGAUAAAGGAAUCAAUAAAAGAUGAAUUGUUGUCUGUUUCUUGUGAAACUUCUUCAUCCCCUGGUGCUGAUGGUAGCUCUAAACCAAAUCUCAGUCCUACUCUGGUGCUAAACAAUGGCUACUUGAAACUGUUACAAUGGGAUUAUCAGAAAAAAGCAAUUCCAGAGACGUUAAUAACAGAUGAAGUUCGUCUUCAGAAGUUGAAAGAGAAGCUGAAUGAGUUACGGAUUAUAGCCUGUGUAUCUCUUAUAACUAGCAAUAUGGUGGCCACAACUAUUGUGGGCUUACCUGAUUUUGCUGACAAAUUAAAAAGGAUUUCAGCUGUUCUGCUGGAAGGGAUGAACAAGGAAAAAUUUGAUUUGAAAGAGGCUCUGAAUACUAUAGGUGUUCAGAUUUGCAGUGAAGUGAACAGGUCCCUGUCUGAGAGAGGAUUUCCCACUCUCAAUAUGGAAAUUCAAAACAGCCUAGUGGGUCAGAUCUGUAGCAUUGUUGAAGAAGAUAAUCCCAUGAGCUCCCUGAUUGAUAAACGAAUCCAGCUAUAUAUGAAAAGCCUGCUUACUCUUCCAACCAUUCAGAAAUGUAUGCCUACGAUUCCAGGAGGCCUUGCUGUGAUUCAGGCAGAGAUAGAGUCUAUUGGAUCUCAGUACGCAAGCAUUGUGAAUUUUAAUAAACAAGUGUAUGGACCAUUCUAUGCAAAUAUUCUUCGAAAACUGCUUUUUAGUGAGGCACCAAUGGGAAAAACAGGAACUGAUGCUUCUACUAAUUGAGGGAAAAGAAUGAUCUGGUUAUGCAUCCAGCCCUUUUCCCUUCACAGUAUUUAUUAUAAAGAUAUUGUGAAUUCUGUUCCCUCAAUGUGCAUAAUUUAGUUCAAUGACUGUUACUGAGACAGGGACAGACAGAGGUGUAUCCAAAGGAGAAUAGACCCUAUAAAGUGUGUACAGGUAAAGCUUCCAAAAUUCAUUGGAAUGAAACUAAUUAAUAUAUAUAUUUUCAUGAACUUAAUCUGUUUAAUGGAUUUUAACACUCAUUGUACCUGAUCAUUGUUAGUGUCUUCUUCCCAAGCAAGCAUUUUUGACUUAGUGUAAAUAUGGAGAAGUACCUCUUGGUUUUGCUACUAUUACCAUUUAAUCAAUGGAACUCUUAGCACUCUUAUUAAAAAAAACGUACUAAAUACAUUACGUAUACUGGUGCAAUGACAUAAAAUGAUGAAAUUUUAGUUCAAAUGUACUUUACUUACAGUGCUUUAUUGGUGACACUACAUAACUGAAUAUGAAUCACUUCUUGAAAGACUUAAAGAGGAAAAUAUAGUGUAAUUGAACUUGUAACAAAGUAAAGAAUCAAAUUAGGUCAAAUCCUGAUGAUAUCGUUAUUGGGAUCAUAAUUUGGCCUAUCUUUCACUAGCGCAUGCCACAUUACUAUAAAUGGUAUUAAGUGUACCAGUUAUAGAGUGAAUACGUCUUGCAAAA
Molecule: messenger RNA, 2352 nt
Organism: Emys orbicularis (European pond turtle)
Lineage: Eukaryota; Metazoa; Chordata; Testudines; Emydidae
Gene: TCP11L2
Product: t-complex 11 like 2
Exons: 10
Coding region: 112-1653 (513 amino acids)
Biological process (GO): signal transduction
Source: RefSeq, a predicted model, not a curated record